This is a messenger RNA of Tinamus guttatus (white-throated tinamou), 2647 nucleotides long. The record is from RefSeq and is a predicted model, not a curated record. Lineage: Eukaryota; Metazoa; Chordata; Aves; Tinamiformes; Tinamidae.
AUGUUCCUGCGCCUGCUGUCGGACGUGCGGUGGCAGGCGGCGCGCCCGCGCUGGAGGAGGUGGCCAUGCUGCCCGCGAAGCGCCUCCAGCGCAGCGGAGCCUCGUCCUGCUCCCUUGCCGGCGCACGCGCAGGUUGUCAUCUGCGGCGGCGGAAUCACGGGCACGUCGGUGGCGUAUCACCUUUCCAAGCUGGGAUGGAAGGAUAUAGUCUUGAUCGAGCAGGGCAGGUUGGCCGCGGGGACCACGCGGUUUUGUGCGGGCAUCGUGAGCGCGGCCCGGCCGGUGGCCAUCGAGCUCAGGAUGGCGGACUACUCCAACAGGCUGUACCAGCAGCUGGAGCAGGAGACCGGCGUGAAAACAGGGUACAUGAAGACAGGCUCUAUUUCACUGGCUCAGACUCAGGAUCGACUAAUCUCUCUGAAACGCAUUGCUUCAUCGCUGAAUGUAAUGGGAAUACCUUGUGAAAUCAUCACCCCGAAGCAAGUGGCACAGCUCCACCCGCUGAUCAACAUUCACGACCUGGUGGGGGCCAUGCACGUGCCAGGAGAUGCGCUCGUGUCGUCGGCCGACGUGAGUCUGGCGCUGGCAACUGCGGCUUCACGCAACGGAGUCCAGAUUCACGAAUGGACGAGUGUCAGUCAUGUCUUGGUGCAGAAAGGUCGUGUGACCGGAGUUGAGACUGACAGAGGACACAUUUCAUGCGAGUACUUUGUCAACUGUGCUGGCCAGUGGGCCUAUGAGCUGGGCCUCUCUGGGGAGGAACACGUCAGUAUCCCAGUCCACGCCUGUGAACACUUCUACCUCCUGACGUAUCCUUUGAAGGACCCUCUAGCAAGCAGCAUACCAACUAUUGUGGACCCAGAUGGCAGGAUCUACAUACGCAACUGGCAAGGUGGCAUCCUCUCCGGCGGCUUUGAGAAAAACCCCAAGCCCCUCUUCACGGAGGGACGGAACCAGCUGGAGAUCCAGAACCUCCAGGAAGAUUGGGAUCAUUUUGAACCGCUUCUGAGCGCCCUUCUGCGCAGGAUGCCGGAUCUGGAGGCGCUGCAGAUCAUGCAGCUGGUGAACUGCCCCGAAACCUUCACCCCGGACAUGCGCUGCAUCAUGGGCGAGUCGCCCGCUGUGCGGGGCUACUUCGUCCUGGCCGGAAUGAACUCGGCUGGUAUCUCAUAUGGUGGGGGAGCAGGCAAGUUCCUGGCAGAGUGGAUGGUAAACGGUUACCCGUCGGAAAACGUCUGGCCUCUGGAUUUGAAACGUUUUGGUUCCCUGCAGAGCAGUCGCACGUUCCUCCGUCACCGCGUGAUGGAAGUAAUGCCUCUCAUUUGUGAUCUGAAGGUUCCCCGUUGGGACUUCCAGACGGGCAGGCAGCUGCGCACUUCACCGUUAUACGACCGUCUGGAUGCGCAGGGAGCUAGAUGGAUGGAGAAACAUGGAUUCGAGAGAGUCAAAUAUUUUGUCCCACCUGGGAAAGAUCUGCUGGAUUUGGAUCAGAGCAAAACCUUUUACAAACCAGAUUGGUUUGAUAUUGUGGGUUCAGAAGUCAAGUGCUGUAAGGAAGCAGUUUGUGUCAUUGACAUGUCAUCUUUUACUAAGUUUGAAAUAAGCUCCACAGGAGAGCAGGCCCUGGCGAGUCUGCAGUAUCUCUUCUCCAACGACCUGGACGUGCCUGUGGGGCAUGUCGUGCAUACGGGCAUGCUCAACGAGCAGGGCGGUUACGAGAACGACUGCAGCAUCGCGCGGCUCAGCAAGCGCAGCUUCUUCAUGAUUUCCCCUACUGACCAACAAGUCCAUUGCUGGUCCUGGUUGAAGAAUCACUUGCCCAGUGACAACAACCUGACCAUGGAAGAUGUGACUUGGAAGUACACAGCUCUCAAUCUGAUCGGUCCUCGUGCUGUGGAUGUCUUGUCAGAGUUGUCCUAUGCCCCAAUAACUCCAGAACACUUUCCCUCUCUCUUUUGCAAGGAGAUGAGCGUGGGCUACGCUAAUGGGAUCCGCGUGAUGAGCAUCACUCACACGGGAGAGCCUGGAUUCAUGCUGUACAUCCCUAUAGAGUACGCCCUGCACGUGUACAAUGAGGUGAUGAACAUGGGACAGAAGUAUGGGAUUCGCAAUGCUGGCUAUUAUGCGCUGCGCAGCCUGCGCAUCGAGAAGUUCUUUGCGUUCUGGGGCCAGGAUCUGGACGCCUUCACCACUCCCAUGGAGUGCGGACGCGAGUUCCAGGUCAAGCUGGAAAAGGGAAUGGAGUUCAUUGGCCAGGAGGCCUUGUUAGAGCAGAAGCAGCACGGUGUGUACAAGCGCUUUACCAUGUUCAUUCUUGAGGACCAUGACACAGACAUGGACCUCUGGCCCUGGUGGGGGGAGCCCAUUUUCCGCAACGGCCGCUACGUGGGCAAGACCACAAGCAGCGCCUACAGCUACACCCUGGAGCGCCACGUCUGCCUGGGCUUCGUGCAGCACUUUGAUGAGAAGACAGGAGAAGAGCUCGUGGUGACAACUGACUUCAUCAACCAGGGCGAGUACGAGAUCGACAUUGCUGGGCAGCGCUUCCAGGCCAAAGCCAAGCUCUACCCCUUCAGCUCCCUCUUCACGCAGCGGCGCCGCAAGGAUGAGGUGGAACUGAGCGGCUACCAAAGGGAGUAGCGCUGAC